CUUGACCUAACUUGGCUCGCUCCAGCCCGGGGAAUGGCAACGUUCAGUUGCGAUACAUAGCAGCGUCCUCACAGCCUCCGGCCAGGCUUCAUUGUUUCACCGGAACCAAGUGCCUGCAUCACUGGCUUGCUGUGUUACCUCUGACGACUCUCAGUCCGAUUCUUACCUUACCUUGACAGCACUUGAGGUCUGCUUGACUCCCAUGCUCCUACGGUCCCUCUUAACCCCUCACCACCACCUACCAACACACUCCAACCACUGCAAUUCCAGCCUCGCUAUAAGUUUUGCAAGUUGAGCAGUUCCUUGAGGUCCUCUCCGACCGUCUCCCAUCCAGAAGGAAACAUUUCCAGACCGCUCAACGUCACGAUCCCCACAGAUCCGUCGCGCAGAACGGCCGCCCUAGUUCCGAGUGACGUGGUGGCGUCAGCGAGUCGAAGACCCUUUGUCCAUGAGCCCCUCGUCGCCCAAGGCUGCCGCUUAAGAGAUGGUGACGCGAAAGCCGCUGCCGGACAAUGCUGUUGUCCACCCGGGCAUUGCGCCGAGCCCAAGCCUCGACGGCACAGACGCUGGCCCCCAGACGCCUGCCAAGUCUCAGGCUGUUUCUGGCCACAGACCUGUCGACGAUGCUGCGGACAUCUCAGACACCGAUAGUUGGGAGCGGGAUACCGAUAGCGAAGACGAAGACGAUGCGCCACCUCAUUUACAGCACGACCAACCCAAAGAGAAGGGAAUUGAGGUAGCAGAGAAUGGUGGCGUGGCAGCAAAGGAUAACGGCGGCAGUCCCAGUGUACUGCAGCCGGCUACCACAGGAGACUCGUUCCAACAUUCAGCGCCAAUGCUCGGCGGAGCAGGAGAAACGAACCCUUUCAGGAGAAAGAUGUCACAGUCGAACGGGCAGCGCGGUAACGCGGUGCCGCCAACACCCAGCGAAACGCCCCCAGUACCCCCAGCAGCCGCCUUCGCGAAAUUGGAUCUCGACGAGACGAGCUCAAAUCCCUGGCAACCUGCGCUAGGUGAUCAGAAGUCUCUGGCGCCACCAACGAUCACGACUACGGCCGAGCAAGACCCGGACCAGCAAGUAUGGGCGUCCCAAGUGCCAUCCAGAGCAGCGUCGACGGGCCCAGCCUCAAACUCUCCAGCAAUACAGUCACCUACUCCUGAGGAGAAGGGCACUUGGGGUGAUGAUGUUCCAGAGAAGUCCUCUAUUGCGGUCCCUCCGUCUUUCAGAACGUCUCUCGAGGACCAGGCGCUGGAGCAAGACAGCCAUGCUUGGGAUGAUGUGGCGACCUUAGAUAAAGGCAAGGGACCCGAGAAGCCUGCACUGGCCACCGAGACUGCCUCAGCGGUUUCGCGUGAAGCCGAAAACAGCCUCAUCGACAUAGGAUACGAGCCCAGUCCUGAUCCCUCUGGGCAACCAUCCCAAUCCUCCGCCCAGCCCGAGGAAGCCGCACCUAGCUUACCCCCCAGGCAUUCAGAGAAAGCUCCGGCCUUGCUCCCUGCAGCAACCGUCUCCGCGAAAACGGAAACCUACCAGAUCAAGAACAUCACCUGGCACGAUGCCAAUGCGGUCAAUAACAUGCGAAAAUCCCCGAUCCUCGUGCAGAAUGCAAACGGUCCUUGUCCGCUCAUGGCACUUGUUAAUGCUCUCACUCUGACGACUCCUGCAGACGCAGCGGACGCGGUCCUCGUCAACACAUUAAAGACAAGAGAACAGAUCAGCCUCGACCUUCUGCUUAACGCCGUUUUUGAUGAGCUCAUGUCUGAGCGUAGAAUCACUUCUGAUAUGUCCUUGCCUGAUAUUACCGAGCUCUACGAAUUUCUAAAAGGUCUACACACUGGGAUGAACGUCAAUCCCAGGUUCAUACCCACAGAAGAGACAGAGAAGGCCUUCAAACGGACCUCUUUGACCCAUCUUCAUCCCACUGAGAGAGGUGAGCUGAUCCCGGGUACGUUCGAGGACACGAAAGAAAUGUCGUUCUACAGAACCUUCCGGAUACCACUUAUUCAUGGGUGGCUGCCGCCACAUUCGGAACCUGUGUACGAGGCUUUGAAACGACAUGCCGAGUCGUAUGAGGAUGCUCAAAACAUUCUGUUUAGAGAAGAAGAGCUGGAAGACAAGCUCAGCAACACCUCUGGGGCGGGCCUCUCUGAGGAGGAGCAGGGUGUCUACCAGGAUAUUCUGAGCAUCAAGUCUUUCCUCUAUUCUGCCGCGACACAGCUGACGCCGUGGGGCCUCGAGGUUAUUACCAAGGCAAUGCGCCCCGGCUCUGUGGCGAUUCUUUUCAGGAACGACCAUUUCUCUACUCUAUAUCGGCACCCACAAACCCUACAAAUGUUUGCGCUUGUCACAGACGCUGGCUAUGCAGGGCACGACGAGAUUGUUUGGGAGUCCUUGGUAGACGUUAACGGCGAGAACUCCGAGUUCUUCUCAGGCGAUUUCCUCGUGGUUGGUGGCCCAGCGCAGAGCGAGGAGUAUGCAGCAUCAGGAAGCGCGUCCGCGUCAAAUAAACAACAAGAAUGGACGACUGUGCAGAGGAAAGGAGGCAAGAAGCCUGAAGUCGACGCACCGCCGAUGUCGCCCAAGGAGCAGGAGGACCGCGAUCUGGCACUAGCUUUGCAGCUGCAAGAGGAAGAAGACCAACGCCACCGGUCAGAGCAAGCCCAGCGCCGCAGGGAGACCCAGCUUUCCGAGCAGUUCAUCGAACAGCAAGCAGUACGACAAGGUCCUGUAGGCCUCCGGCAAACCAACAGCAACACCACUAGCACCAGCACCAACAACACUGGCAAUGGCAGUGGCAAUAACAACGUGCCCGUCACCACAGGCCGACGCCCAUCGACUGCCAGGGGUGGCGCCGCUGCCAACCCCAGCCGCGGAGGAGCACAAAAUUCUUCCCCUCGACCAGCUCAGCAGCAAGUGCGCCCACUCGUGCCUCCCGUCUUGCGCUCGCGAGGGGUUAGCCGCCCUGCUGACGAAGGCAAUGAUGAUGCACCACCUUCGUAUGAGGAUGCCGCCCGACAAAGUCCAUACGUCCCGCCUGCCGGACACCCGAGUCACCACGCCUCCAGCUCAACCCCCUCGGUAGCCAGCCCCGCCACACAGGGCCUGAACAAUCCGAGGCUUCCUGGCUCGCGGGCACCGGGGGUUUCAGCUGGGUCAAGCCCGGGAGGACAGCCCGCCGGCGGAUACCGGAGAGGGUCAAACACAGCUUUCAGACAAGGAGUUCCCCCUGCUGCGGCCGGAGGUGGUAGCAGGGAUAAGGACUGUGUUGUUAUGUAGGGACGUAAUAGGGGCACACAGAGGAGAGCAAGCCAGGGAGAGGGGCGGAAUCUCAGGCUCGGCGUCCACGGAGUGCGCGAGCACUGGAGAGCUAUCAGGCGCAAGGGUUCAUCCGCUGGCCCUGGGGAGAAUUGAGCAUCCGCUGGCGAAAGCUAUGGGAUGCGAAUAAGUGCCAGGCACAGUACGGUGCCCACGCCCGUAAGGCAGGCGCCAACAAUAUCAAUGAGGGGGAAAGGGGCAUGCACGGCGUUCAAAGGUCUCAGAUCGGGGUCCGGGUCGGCUCCAUGACUACAUAGCAACAUUCUUUAAUACGGUCACUGGCCGGCGGUAUCAUAUCGUAGCAUUACUACUCGAAAUCAAUUCACGGGCGUAUUGGAGUCGUACCUGGGUAGGCUCGGGGGAAGACGGGAUUGUGUUACUCUCCCCGUCCACGCAAACCCCCUCUCCUUUGCCGCUCUAGUCGGCUUAUAGUCUCCCUAGUCUAGAUAGGCAGUAAGUCAUCGUUAAUGAAAAGAUCGACAGACCACGCAUGGGCGACACAAGGC
Molecule: messenger RNA, 3822 nt
Organism: Diaporthe batatas
Lineage: Eukaryota; Fungi; Ascomycota; Sordariomycetes; Diaporthales; Diaporthaceae
Exons: 1
Coding region: 485-3277 (930 amino acids)
Biological process (GO): protein K48-linked deubiquitination
Cellular component (GO): cytosol; cell periphery
Molecular function (GO): K48-linked deubiquitinase activity; cysteine-type deubiquitinase activity; cysteine-type carboxypeptidase activity
Source: RefSeq, a predicted model, not a curated record